This is a messenger RNA of Epinephelus moara (kelp grouper), 1753 nucleotides long. Its product is annotated as leucine rich adaptor protein 1-like. The record is from RefSeq and is a predicted model, not a curated record. The transcript has 3 exons. The coding region runs from base 289 to 1194 and encodes 301 amino acids. Lineage: Eukaryota; Metazoa; Chordata; Actinopteri; Perciformes; Serranidae. Gene Ontology annotation, biological process: positive regulation of cytokine production; positive regulation of canonical NF-kappaB signal transduction.
UCUGGAGCAUGAAUGGUGACAGCAGGCAGCAGCGGGACAGGUGAUAUGCGCUUUCACACUUCCAGCGUUUUCACGGCUCGUUCUGCGCCUCUGUGGCCGCUCGGUCGUUUGUGAUCGUGGUUUAUUGUGGACUGUUCGGGAAUACAACGUGUGGGACUGUGCUGUAAGUCGAGAAAGUGAAGUUUAUGGUGAUUCACCCGCUGGAGGGGUGUCACUUCUCACAGUGGAGUGAGGUGACUUUACGCACAAGCUCCAUCCGAAGACUUGGGGUGAUUACUGCGCGGUGGGAUGGCAGAGGAAAUCCUUAACGAUUCCUUCCCAGAUCUGAGAGAAGUGGAAAAUAAGGUUGGCAGGAAAACACCGGAGAGUCUUCUGAUUUGGAUGAGGGAUGCUGCGGACUGUGAGGAUGGUUGGAGGUCUGAUGUGGUGGACAGAGGAGACCGCGGCUCUGCCUUGAGCGACAGCUUUUCUGACAAGAUAAGCAACUUAAAACAAGAGAUGAGGUGGCUGCGUUCUGCCGAUGUGAGGAUUCUGCGCCAGCUGGUAGCCGUGCACGAGGGUAUUGAGGCCAUGCGUUGGCUGAUGGAGGAGCGGGGCGCCUUAGCCAGCCACGGCAGCAGCUUGACAGGCAGCCUGAGCAGCCUGGUGACUGUGGAAGAGCACGGGCCCUCCAUGUCCCCCUGCAGAGAGAGCCUGAGUCCAACUCCGGACUUGAUUGAAACCUCUGGUGAGGAAUCAGCAGACCCGCCAGCACACACUGAAGAUGGCGUUUCAAACCACAAGACCUACGUCGACAUGCUGAUCCCCGAGUCUACCGAAGCAAGACCUCUGAGUCCUUCCAGUCAUGGCCAGGCCUCAUCUAGCCCCGCCAAUGGUUUGGUUAGUACCAACUUACAAAAGGACUCGGAUGUAGUUCCAUUACAUGACAUCACAGGCGGUGCUGACACCAUCAGGAGAGCUCUCCUCAGAUCGAACAGGGCAAGAAGAGAAGUGAAAGCAAAUAAUGGUAGUUUAUCCCUCACUAAAGAGUCGGGGGAGAAACAGACAGAGCAACAAACUCAGGAGAGUUUCAGAGCCUCUCAGAACAGUAUGACAAAAGAGGAGGAGCAUGCACCUGAUAGUGAGACAUCUUUGCUGGGCUAUGAUGCUCAGUGGUGCUGGGUGGAGUCUCAGGAUGAUGUGACGUUUCUAUGAUCUUUGAGCACAGUUUAAAUACAUUAUCUUUAAGCUCUUCAACAGUUACUGCCUGUAAUGCAGUGGGAUUUAAAUGCACUUUGAUGGAUUAAUUAUGAAUGAUGCUUAAUGAUGAAUGUGUCACAGUCUCUUAUUCACUACUCUUCUGCUUUUGAUUAAGAUGUUCACAGUUUAUUCUGCCUAUUUUAGGAGUUCCACAUGACACAAAACUUUUAUUUAAAAUGAAGGAAACCACAAAUAUGAAGAAGCUCUUUUAGAAGAUAUGUAGAAAUGUUAUGUCCAGUAAAUGUUUUACACAGUUGGCACUGGAAUUGCAGAGAUAUCAUGAAGUCUGUCUUUCUGUCUUUUUAAUUCGAUUGCACUGAAUUUUAUUUAAAUGUCUAAUCUCAUUCAAUAGACAAGAACAGCUGUCACUUCUCUCCUGUGCUUAUUUCUCAUAUGUUCUCUCCUACAUUAUCUGACAUUAUUUCUUGUUUAAAUGGAUCUGUUAUUGGUUCUUUUAUGCAAUUUUAAAAAAGGUUUAAAAUGAAUUCUCAAAUCAUUUUGUUAAUAAAUAUUU